AGGAAGAGAGGGAGGGAGACACACACACACACACUGCAGGUGGGGGUUGCUUGUUUUGCUCUGUCCUACUUAUGGGAAGUACAAAGUGAGCUAAGCACAGAGUGAGCUAAACUGAGACAGGAAGAGGCACAGAAACAAAGAGAGAAACAGAAAAAAACAAAAAAAAUAGGGAGGCUCAGAGGGAACCCGAAGGCGACACAGAACAAGGGAGCUGCUCCAACAGAGACAGAGGAGACAGAUCUAGAGAGUAAUGCAGAGAUUGCGAGAGUGCUAGAGGUGUAGUGAGAACCCCAGAAAUGUCUCAUGACACAGGCUGUGAGACCCUCACAGUGAACAACCCCCCAAACCACACAGUCUAUGUCCUGGUGGGCACCAGUGCUGACAGCAUCCAGCUGCUCAGUCUGAGUCCUCUCCUCCCUGAGUCCGGCAUUGUCCCCGAUAUCGAUGUGGAGACUGCACUGGAAGACAGUGAGGAGCAAUUCUACCAGCUUAAGAGUCAGCCAAUCCCUACAAGUCAGACCCCCUUACAGGCACCAUUGGGAACCCCACAGACAUCUGGAACCAUGUCAUCACGGGUUCAACUACGGCAGCAGCUGAUGAGGGCUCAGGCGCAGGAGCAAGAGCGCCGGGAACUGGAGCAGCAGGCAGCGCAGAUCAUGGUGGAGCGCAGCACCAUUACUCCUGCCACGCCUGCCAUUAGUGUGAACACUGUUAGCCGCUCCACCUCUGCACAGGUUCCCCUCGAAGUAUUAAAGGUACAGACUCACCUGGAGAACCCCACAAAGUACCACAUCCAACAAUCACAGAGACAGCAGGUCAAGCAGUAUCUGUCCACUACCAUGGGAGCCAAGAUGCCCAUUCACUCCUCUGCUCCGGGCACCACAGCUGUGUCGCCUCAACCUGAGCAACAACCGCUUCCCUCAGCCAGUAGCGUCCCAAACAGCCCCCUCGCUAUGCUGAAAAUAGGAUCUAACCCGGAGAGAGAGAUUGAUGAUGUCAUUGAUGAGAUCAUAAGCCUAGAAUCCAGCUUACAAGAUGAGAUGGGAUAUGUAGAUAGAGGUCAUCUACCAAGCACUUUACCAGUGUCUGGGAAUAUCUUAGAUGUUUACUGCACUACUGGGAUGUCAGCACCAGUGAUUAAUGUGAGCAACUCAUGUCCUGCAGAUCUGCCGAACAUAAAGCAGGAAUAUACAGAGCACGAGGCAAAAGCGAUAAUUAAAGAGCGUCAGAAAAAAGACAACCACAAUCUGAUUGAGCGCCGAAGAAGAUUUAAUAUAAAUGACAGAAUUAAGGAGCUGGGAUCCCUCAUACCUAAAUCUAGUGACCCAGAGGUGCGCUGGAACAAGGGAACCAUUUUGAAGGCCUCAGUAGAAUAUAUUCGAAAACUUCAAAAAGAGCAGCAACGUGUAAGGGAGCUUGAGGGAAGACAACGUAAAUUGGAGCAUAUGAACCAGAGCCUGAUAUUACGCAUACAGGAGCUGGAGAUGCAGGCUCAGAUGCACGGACUUAACUCAACACCUCAAGCUUCUAUCACUACAUCAACUUUAAAAUUAGAGACUCAAUCAGAGGGAGUCACAAAUUUCAUGACUUCCAAUACCCAUCCACUUGAUCCUUCCACCCUAGACUUUGAAACACUCCACUUUUCUGACCCUUUAAAUGAUUUUGCUGACCAUAAUUUGAGCUUCGACUUGAGUAUGACUGGCGACUCAGCCAUUGCGGACAUACUGAUGGAUGAUGCAUUGUCCCCCCUUGGAGAGGCUGACCCUCUUCUCUCUGCAUUAUCUCCUGGCGCCUCCAGCAGUCGCCAUAGUAGCUUCAGCAUGGAGGACGAUUCUUGACUUCACGCGACCUGAAGAAUCCAAACUAACUGUCUCAAAGAAAACCUCCCCAGAUUAUAUCGCAAAGUAACUCAUCAAAAGGUCUUCAGGGAUGAAAACCACCAAACAGAUCCCUAUGAGUCUUCUUCGUCAAUCUGUCAGAGCAAUUAUACCAAACUGGCUCCUAAAUAUUAGGUUGUGUCGCCAGAUUGUACUUGUUUUUCACUCCUAGGGAGGUGUAUUUUUUAUAUAUAUUUGGGAAGAUGUUCAAUUUCACUCCAGGGAAUGAAAUAUUUCUCAGUUUUUUGUGUGUUUGAGGAGUUGUUGAGGGAAAUGGUAUCUCUCAACACAAACUGGGUAAAGAGGAGAGUGAAAAACUUAUAUGAGUUGGGACAAAAUGCCUUAUGUCAGGAAGCCACAAAGCAGGUUCCUUAUGGUCAGAAACUGGGGUGAAUUACGCAAUAAUGGAUUAAAUAUAUUGCCCACAAUUUCACAAAUUACGUGAGGUUUCAAAUAUAUUUUCAAUUUGCCCUCAGAUUAAGCCAGUUGGUUACCAAUGAAAGCAAUGAGCAGAGGUAACUCUUUCAUUAUUAGCCAUGCCUAAUAUAGUGAGAUUCUGUGUUAACCAAUGAACACAAAGAUAAAUCAAUAUGAUCUCUCAAAGUUAGAUAACACUCUUUUUGCUUUGUAGUAAGAAGAUAUUUUUUAUAAGCAAUUAUUCUAAAGGGAAAUGUAAAACUUCUAGAAUACAAAUUUAGCUGCAGAGAAGUCCCGUGACAGCGCUGCUGGUUGAACAGGUGUGAAAUAGCGAUGCUGCAGGCAGUGUAGAUGUGUGGUCACAUGACUGCAGGCGGGAGAAGGACCAUGGUGCAUGUAGCAUUGCAGUUCAGUGGUAAAGCAGAAAGCAGUAUAGGUGUCUGGUUACACAGCAACAUGCAGGACUGGUGACCUAGCUGUAAGCAGCUCAUGGGCAAGGCUCCCGUUAGUAUAAGUGUGUGGUUACGCUGCUGCAGACAGGACUGGUGACCUAGCUGUAAGCAGCUCAUGCGCAAGGCUCCAGUUAGUAUAAGUGUGUGGUUACGCUGCUGCAGACAGGACUGGUGACCUAGCUGUAAGCAGCUCAUGGGCAAGGCUCCAGUUAGUAUAAGUGUGUGGUUACGCUGCUGCAGACAGGACUGGUGACCUAGCUGUAAGCAGCUCAUGGACAAGGCUCCAGUUAGUAUAAGUGUGUGGUUACGCUGCUGCAGACAGGGCUGGUGACCUAGCUGUAAGCAGCUCAUGGGCAAGGCUCCCGUUAGUAUAAGUGUGUGGUUACGCUGCUGCAGACAGGACUGGUGACCUAGCUGUAAGCAGCUCAUGGGCAAGGCUCCCGUUAGUAUAAGUGUGUGGUUACGCUGCUGCAGACAGGACUGGUGACCUAGCUGUAAGUAGCUCAUGGGCAAGGCUCCCGUUAGUAUAAGUGUGUGGUUACGCUGCUGCAGACAGGACUGGUGACCUAGCUGUAAGCAGCUCAUGGGCAAGGCUCCAGUUAGUAUAAGUGUGUGGUUACGCUGCUGCAGACAGGACUGGUGACCUAGCUGUAAGCAGCUCAUGGGCAAGGCUCCAGUUAGUAUAAGUGUGUGGUUACGCUGCUGCAGACAGGACUGGUGACCUAGCUGUAAGCAGCUCAUGGGCAAGGCUCCAGUUAGUAUAAGUGUGUGGUUACGCUGCUGCAGACAGGACUGGUGACCUAGCUGUAAGCAGCUCAUGGGCAAGGCUCCAGUUAGUAUAAGUGUGUGGUUACGCUGCUGCAGACAGGACUGGUGACCUAGCUGUAAGCAGCUCAUGGGCAAGGCUCCAGUUAGUAUAAGUGUGUGGUUACGCUGCUGCAGACAGGGCUGGUGACCUAGCUGUAAGCAGCUCAUGGGCAAGGCUCCAGUUAGUAUAAGUGUGUGGUUACGCUGCUGCAGACAGGGCUGGUGACCUAGCUGUAAGCAGCUCAUGGGCAAGGCUCCAGUUAGUAUAAGUGUGUGGUUACGCUGCUGCAGACAGGACUGGUGACCUAGCUGUAAGCAGCUCAUGGGCAAGGCUCCAGUUAGUAUAAGUGUGUGGUUACGCUGCUGCAGACAGGACUGGUGACCUAGCUGUAAGCAGCUCAUGGGCAAGGCUCCAGUUAGUAUAAGUGUGUGGUUACGCUGCUGCAGACAGGACUGGUGACCUAGCUGUAAGCAGCUCAUGGGCAAGGCUCCAGUUAGUAUAAGUGUGUGGUUACGCUGCUGCAGACAGGACUGGUGACCUAGCUGUAAGCAGCUCAUGGGCAAGGCUCCAGUUAGUAUAAGUGUGUGGUUACGCUGCUGCAGACAGGACUGGUGACCUAGCUGUAAGCAGCUCAUGGGCAAGGCUCCAGUUAGUAUAAGUGUGUGGUUACGCUGCUGCAGACAGGACUGGUGACCUAGCUGUAAGCAGCUCAUGGGCAAGGCUCCAGUUAGUAUAAGUGUGUGGUUACGCUGCUGCAGACAGGACUGGUGACCUAGCUGUAAGCAGCUCAUGGGCAAGGCUCCAGUUAGUAUAAGUGUGUGGUUACGCUGCUGCAGACAGGACUGGUGACCUAGCUGUAAGCAGCUCAUGGGCAAGGCUCCAGUUAGUAUAAGUGUGUGGUUACGCUGCUGCAGACAGGACUGGUGACCUAGCUGUAAGCAGCUCAUGGGCAAGGCUCCAGUUAGUAUAAGUGUGUGGUUACGCUACUGCAGACAGGACUGGUGACCUAGCUGUAAGCAGCUCAUGGGCAAGGCUCCCGUUAGUAUAAGUGUGUGGUUACGCUGCUGCAGACAGGACUGGUGACCUGCCUGCAAGCAGCCUUGCAGUUGAAUAUCAAGGCUGCAGACAAGAUAAGAGUGUAGCACACGGAUCCCAAGAACGAAGGAUUUGUAGUAUUAAUGCUUCAGGGACAGGAUAGAAUUACCACUGAACUUGAGGCAUUACAUUGCAGCAAUUUCAGGACUGCAAGCCAGAUAAAGAAGCAGUAAAAUAACUACAAGAAUUAUGAUGGCACAGGGCUUGUGCUAAAGAGUAUAGGUGGAAGAUCGUGGCUGCAUUCAGGAAAGAGGUGCAGGGAAAGGGCUGUACACAAGAAAGAGGUGAAAUGACAAGGAUGCAGGAAGAUCAAAGGUUUGGAGAUGGAGAAUUAUGCCGGAUAAAUGUGAAAUUACACAAGUGUGGGUAGGAUGGAGGUGUAGGAACACAACUAUAGACACAAUGAACUUUCUGCAUUUGGCCUGCUGUUUGGUUGAAGGUAUAAUUACAUGCAGCAUGUUGUCAAAUUGGUGAUAGUGCUGAAAACGGAAUAGGGGUGCAGGGUGCAGGUUUCACCCAGUAUCCUCCUUAAGGAUUGUGUAUCUACUUAGUUAAAUAAAUGUUCUGUAUUUUCUAUAAAACAAAGUAUUAAAGUAACCAGAAAUCUUUUAAUAUAA
Messenger RNA from Bombina bombina (fire-bellied toad), 5266 nucleotides. It is a transcript of the gene TFE3, whose product is annotated as transcription factor binding to IGHM enhancer 3. Gene Ontology annotation, molecular function: DNA-binding transcription factor activity, RNA polymerase II-specific; RNA polymerase II cis-regulatory region sequence-specific DNA binding; protein dimerization activity. Lineage: Eukaryota; Metazoa; Chordata; Amphibia; Anura; Bombinatoridae. Gene Ontology annotation, biological process: regulation of transcription by RNA polymerase II. Bases 297 to 1838 code for a protein of 513 amino acids. The transcript has 10 exons. The record is from RefSeq and is a predicted model, not a curated record. Gene Ontology annotation, cellular component: nucleus.